AUGCUACCGGUAGGUGCAGCAGGCACGUGGCACCCAGCCCAUGCUGAGCCGAAGACAGCUCGCCUGACCGGCGGCGUCAGUCCAUUCCCAAGCUCCAGGAUGAAGCUCGGAACAAAGAACAAAACGGGCAUUUCCGCUUCGGCUUCGACAGCAUCAUCCGUCGCUGUGUCCGUGGCCAUUCUCUUUGCUGUGGGUACACGUUGGAAUCUCAAUGCCAGGACUCGAAGGUGCAAAGCACCAGCAAUGCCCGACGAAGAGCGAUACUGGGAGCUUAGUGAGGAAGAGCGUGCACGACUAGUGGAGGAGAUGGACACCAACGCACCUUACAGAUACCUCCUCCUUUUUCUUGCUGCAUUGCUUGUAGGCAAAGCCUUACCAGAUGCAGUCUUCUCAUACUUGAAAAACUUGGCCGGGAUUCGUGGUGCAGUGUUGGACCCUUCAAUGCUUGCGUUUGAUGCCCUCCUCUGUGGGCUUGGAGUUGGCCUGGCAUACGCUGCGGUGACUUUGCUGGGCCCACCUGAAAUUCCAGAGCCGCAAAGAAGAGAAAGCUCGAGGGAUCGUGAACAACAGGUUGGCUAA
Symbiodinium sp. CCMP2592 is the source of this 579-nucleotide messenger RNA. Lineage: Eukaryota; Dinophyceae; Suessiales; Symbiodiniaceae. The record is from the annotation of a GenBank genome assembly.